CUUUAUUUAUUGUGAGCUGCCGCUGAAGGAGAGUUGGGGACGCUUAACGGUAUUACCAGCCGUGAAAGAUCACUGAUCGUGUGUAUCGUUGUCAGGAUUCUCAGGAUAUAAGAACGAUAAACAUCAUGUUAUGCUACAGGCGUCUUUGAUCGUUUUCCAUCAUAUUAUUAUAAGAGAACCAUGAGCACUGUGGAGGAGGAGCCGACCACAUGAUACCAUGAAGAGAAGCCUGCAGGUCCUGCCCCACCAGCUGCUGAGUGUUCUGCUGAUUCUGUCUGUGCCAGUUGGGCUGGUGUUCUCCACAGAGGAGCUUCAACCCAGCCAAACCCCUCGGGAUUUUGUGUCGAUGUCAACAAGCAGCAGAACUCUCGCCACCCUCUCAGCGGGACCCUUGAGCUGGCAGGAGGGUUCCAGGACUGGGGAUCUGCACAUCCAGUCAAUGGCCUCCCUAGAAGCCAACAGUAGACCCACGGCUGUACACUCAUUCCAGACACCGAAGAACACUGUACCAUCUGCCAUAAUUCAAACAUCAACAGUAGGGGUGCAUGCUUUUGGUUCCAGGGAUCAGGCAAUACCUAAUGUCCCUCUUCCAGAAUCAGAUGCACACCAACUGACCUCUAGAAGUAUGGUCAAUAGAACAAGCUCUGGGUUUUUCACCACUAAAACCCAAGACCAGAACUUUAGCACUAAUACAGACAAGCCGAGUACAAUCAGUAGAAAGCCGGUGAACCAAGCCACAAAUUCUGGCUCUGGUCAUUAUUUUUUCUCAGGAACUGAAAGUGAUGUGGCCCCUGGAGCCGAGGACCUUUCAGGGGUCACAGACAAUGGAGAGAUGAAAGUGAAGGAACCCAUUCAACAUCCACCAUCACCUUCUUUGUCUUCAAACUUCAAAACCCACAGAGGGCAGGAUAAGGAGGCUUUGCACCACACCAUUACAUUGCGUGACGUGUCUUUGAGGGAGAAUCCCACUCUCCCAUUGGAAACGGUGGGAAGAGCUUUGGCACAAACUGGCAUCCAGUCCCCUCCUUCAGCUCUGCCCUUGCCUUCUAACCAUGUUACAACAUCCAGUCCCACUUCUUCAGCAGAGAGCGGGAACGUUGUGAAAAUCCAAGAUGAUAGAACCAUGAAUAUAACUUACGUCACAAAUUUUACCAACAGCACUGACGCCUCAUGGCCUGUGAAUGAUUCGAACAUCUCAGAGGCACCCUCCACAGCUAGCGGGAGCUUCAUGAACAGGCAGGUCCCAGCCACCACGCAAGGCCCAUGGGGGUCUGGGAACCAGUCGGGUCCAGCUCUGGGUCCUCCUCACGAAAAAAACACCAUCUGCCUGGACAAAAUGGACAUUGUGUGGUUGGUUCUUGCCAUUAGCGUGCCUGUCUCCUCAUGCUCUGUGCUGCUUACCGUAUGCUGUAUGAGGAAAAAGAAGAAGUCUGCAACUCAGGAGAACAACUUGAGCUACUGGAAUGAUGCCAUCACCAUGGAUUACUUCACCCGCCAUGCUGUGGAGCUCCCACGCGAGAUACAAUCACUGGAGACUGAGGAACAAGAGACGUGUCUGCCCCCUAAUGGUGACUACAGUGAUAGCGGCGUGGUUCUGGUUAACCCCUUUUGCCAAGAGACUCUCUUUAUCAACAGAGACAAGGCAUCUGAUAUCUAAACACACUAUAUUAGAAGAAGGAAGAUUUUCCAGUCUCUUUUGUUUGCUCGCAUUUUUAAGAAUAUAUAUAUAUAUAUAUAUAGAAUAUAAAUAAAUAUACUGUAUAUACAUAUAUGUGGUGAAUCUUCAGAGACUGCGGUUUAUAUAUGAAACUGGUUUCAAGGAGCUGAAAGAAUAUUACAAAACAGAACAAAUGCUAUUUACUAUGAGGGGGAGCCCCUGCAUAUUUUUCUGAUGUGGAUUUUCUACAGACGCUUCAUUGUGAUAAGGGUUUUUAUGUCUUUUUUGAAUAAAAACAAUAAGUGUGGUUGCUCUUAUGUUCCAGUGGCUUUGGUGGUGCAGAGUGCUGAGAAACAUGACACGUGGUGUAAGGAUGCUUGUGUGACGUUACCCAAAACACUUAAUAUGAUUACUUAAAAAAGCCUGCCGCACUUGAAUUCUGUAUGUAAGGGGAUGCAGGGGUAAAGGGCAUUGAUUCUGGAACGCUUCUGGAAUGGGUCCAGUGGGUACUGCAGCAACCCUCGCUUCCCUCGUGGAGGAACUUGAGUUGAUUGCCUGUUUGCAUUUGAUGGAGGAUGAAUCAUGACUUUCCGAGGUGGUUUGUCCCCAGUCACCAGCCAAAAGACAAAAAAACGACAAUUAUCCCAUUCCUUAGAUGUUUGAGAUGUUUUCGUGUGCGUAUAUGUCUUGUUGCAUGCAUCUUUUCUGAUUUGAGGUGUAUGUGUGUCUUAGAUGUCAAACAGGAUUUGGUUUCUAUCAAGAUUUCGUUGUUAAAAGCACCCUAAAAUUCCAUUUGCGUUGACACAGUUGCACAAGCAAGUAGAAAAAAACGCUUAAAUGCCAAUGAAAUGCCUCAUACAAAGCCCUUUGUAUGGUAAUGUUACUGUGCUCCACAUUUCACAUCAUAUAUGUUCAUGCUGUACGUGUUUGUGUUCAACUUUCAUAAGCAGGGCUAAGCAUUAUACUGUAUAACUGUAGUGGAAAUGCAUUCAGUUUUUUUUUUUUUUAUUAAACCUCUAUAUUUGUUUAUUCGCUAUGACAUGCUCUGAUGAAAAUGGCACUAUUAUUGCUUAACAGGUUGGCUAAAUCUAUAUAUAUUUUGUUAGAAGACAUGUUUUUCUUAGUGAAGGGUGAAUGAGUGUGCUUGUGGUUCUGUCUGUCUAUCUCUGUCCCUUGUGUGAACAUUGACGAGAAUAAAUGAGACCAAAAUGAAUUUCUCUUUGAUUCUCAAGUGCUUACUGCUGUACUGUACAGUUUUUUAGAUGAAUGUCAAUGAUAUCACUGGAUGUAAUAGAGUGUAAUUGUUAGAUAUGAAUACAUACAGAGAACCUGUUUUAUUUUGUACUUUCUUUAAACACAUGCCACCGAGGUUGGUAACAUGUUUUAAAACCAUAUCAUCAUCUUUUCUUUACAUAUCCCUUUUUUUUCUGUAUGCUUAGCAGAUUUUAUAUAAAUAUUGUUUUAAAUGAAUUUGUAGAUCGAUGUUUUCCUUUACUUCUGUUUUUCAUCGUCUCCGUCCAUUUAUUUUGUGCCGGCAUGGGUUUUAGAUAUGUAAGGAGAGGGAGUUAAUUGCUCAGCUGACAGAAAAAAAUCGUUCUUGCAUAUUAUGAAUCAUGUCUUAUAUUUUGUAGCACAUAAACUGU
Molecule: messenger RNA, 3300 nt
Organism: Puntigrus tetrazona (Sumatra barb)
Lineage: Eukaryota; Metazoa; Chordata; Actinopteri; Cypriniformes; Cyprinidae
Gene: tmem108
Product: transmembrane protein 108
Exons: 5
Coding region: 218-1657 (479 amino acids)
Biological process (GO): retrograde axonal transport; postsynaptic density organization; dendrite extension
Cellular component (GO): axon; early endosome; endosome membrane
Source: RefSeq, a predicted model, not a curated record